Molecule: messenger RNA, 4266 nt
Organism: Linum trigynum
Lineage: Eukaryota; Viridiplantae; Streptophyta; Magnoliopsida; Malpighiales; Linaceae
Source: the annotation of a GenBank genome assembly
AAUCUUUAGAGAAGACAUGGUGAUAAAACACAACACCUGAUACAACGAAACAGAGAGUUCCUAAUUGGUUCUCUCUGGUAAUACAAUCCCGUAAAAAAAACUCACAACUGUCUGCUACUAUCUGCUACCAUUUGUACCACAAUCCCUCUACACAAUACCUAUACUACUGUAAUCACACAAAAGAGUAGGAAAUGCACCCACAACAAAUUGUAACUCACGUAACCAUAGAUUGCACACCACUUCAGCAGCUCAUGGUUGUUCCCCAUGGCUUCUUCAGCAUCUCUCCUGCCAAAUAAAAUAUGACAAAGAACACCAAAUUAACCCUAUCAUACGCCCCAACGCACUAUUCCUAAUAGACACUGCUUCCUUAACCCGCGAGUCCCAAGAGCCACUUCCAACCUGCAAUCCCACUUUCGUCAACAAGCCUUUGGAAAAACUGCACUCAAAGAACAUAUGUUCCCUCGUCUCGCUGCCAACACCACACAAGUUGCAAACAUCAUCCUGCACUCGUCCCCAUUUCAACAUUUUUGCUUUCGUAACCAUUACAUCCAGCAUGAUGAUCCAAGAGAUAAAAAUCCAUCUAGGCACAUGAUGCUUUCCCCAAAGAAGUUUGGACCAGUUUACUCUAGUAUUAACAGGUCGCAGGGUUUUCCAGGCCUCACGAACAGAGUAUAACACCAUCCUUUUACCUUGCCAAGUCCCAACCCCAUCCUGCAAUCCCAUUAAAGGCUGGAAUUGAGGAUGAAGUUUCAAUAUUCUGCGCCAAGCCCAAAAACUAGAUGUUGUAAUCGUCAUACACCAAAGAUCUGUUCCUCUGCACCUGUAAGCAACCAUCCAAGCCACCCAUAGGCUCCUGAGCGCAUCAUGAGGAGCCAGAGCAUCCUUGCAGUGCCUGCUCUAUUCCAUGUAAACAAGUAAUAUACGCCCAUACCACCCUCCUUCUUAGGUCUAGCAAUCUUCUCCCAUGCCACCUUUGGCCUUCCAGAUUCCUCUCCUUGCCACAGGAAGUCCGAACAGAUCUUCUGCAACUUUCGAAGAAACUUUUUAGGAAACAGGAACAGCUGGAGUCAAUAUUGAAUCACCCCCAUUAAGACUGAGGAAACUAAUUGUAUUCUCCCUGCAUAAGUCAGUUUCUUUGCAUGCCAUGAUCGUAUUUUCUUGGUUAACUUUUCAAGCAACACCUCGCAAUCUGAAUCCUUCAACUUUCCAGACAGCAAGGGGAGUCCGAGAUACCUAACAGGUAAGGAACCCUCCUUAAAGCCAGAUACAGUUAGAGCAGCUACCUUAUAUGAAUCCAUCUCCAACCAAAUCGACCUAAACAUUAGCAAAACUUAUAUGUAUUUCAUAUUCUCAUGGAUGGUUUCGGAAAUAUUUUACCUACACCAAGGAUCAUUGAUCACUAAUCAGUUUCUUGAAAGGGUGAGAUCCAACCUAUACAACCCCAUGUACACACAUGUGACCUAGCUUUGAGUGUACACUAUAACUUUGACCAAAGUUGAAGAUAAAAACUUCUGGUGAUGAGACAUUGAGGCUUCUAGCUCUUAAUAUUAUGUGGGUUACACCAUGAAUGUUUGUGUAACACACUUGAAGAUGUGUUUUUGUUGCCAAUUCAGUUGUUACAUUGUCACUUCCUUGUAAAACAGACCCUAGUAUUUGUAUUAUCAAGAAAUUUUUUAUGAGGUCUCAUUAACUAUUAUUAACUCUUCCUAACUCAUACCAUUUAAGGACAUCUCGACAGUCGAAAUAUUGUACCUAAUAUAACGAUUUACAAACAUACGUUCUCUCUUACUAGCUUACUACACUGGUUGGUCAACUCCACAAAUACCUUGCUUAGAUAAUUAACUUGCAUCCCCAUAUUGAUUACUAAAAAUCUCAAAGUAAGCAUUCAUUAGGAAGCAUUUGGAGAGAGCAAUUAGUAAGAAUCCCAAAACAAAAUAGUAAUGAUGUAGAAGAACAAAUUGCGCCCCUUUACGAUGGACCUGAUCCCGGUUUGUAAUUAUAGCCAGCCGCGGCCUACGGGCCCUUUGCCAGCGAAAGCCCACCGGCGAGGAAGUGACUGAAAUGAUUUCCCCGUUUUAAUUAAUUAAUUAAAUUUUCACCUUUAUUAUAUUUUCCACUCCAUAAACAUUCGCCAAUCGUCGCCAGUCAGUCCUCCCUGUCGCCGUCGCUCAUCGGUCGGAUAUCUCAUAGCGCCCCCCUUUGUUUUCGUCUCUUCUGUUUCAGUCCUUUCCAGUCUCCACUUCUUCAAUUCUCCCUUUCGCCAAAACGCCGCCCAGAUGGCGAGAUAACGAAUCGUCCCCGCCACAACAAUACUGCACUGAUCGCCGUCUCUUUCAGGUAUGCAUCGCCGGCUCCCUUUCAGCUUUUUUUUUAGAGACCCACUUGUCAUUUACCACUUCUGGUUUCUGGGUUUCCAUUAGUUUUUACAGAGAUUGACCCAUCAUCAAUAUGAUUCCUGAUUUGGGUGUUUACUUUUCCACCCAACCAUCUGCGUCAUCAUUAUGAAAAUUGCAAACCCACUUGAACUAGGAUUCUAGGUUGCCCUCCCUGAAAGCCUCUCUCCCUCUUUUUUCUACUAGGGGUAAUCGCCACUUGAAUUAGUAGAUGUAGAUCUUCAGAGUUGUGGCGAUCAUCCCAAGAAGAAGAAGAAGAGUUUAAGCUCUCGCUUUGAUCUAAUCAUCUUCUUGGGUUGAUGACAGGAGGAGACUCGAGCAGUUCCUUUCUUUUUCUUCUUCGGAAUCCAGUCCCAAGAUGUGGUUACUGAGCAGCCGUAGCUCAACAAAGAAUGAAGAAGCGGGCUGACCUUCACGGCCGAAGUUUAGCAGCCAGUGAGCAGCGGAGUCCGACUUCGUCUGCACCCAUACGAGUCAAUGGCGUGGACGCGUCGACUGAUUUCAGCGCCUCGAUAACGAUACGCGAGCCUCAGCUCGCUCACAAGGUUCCUAGCCCUCAUUCGUCUUGGUGGGGUCGGCCCAGCAAAGACCAUUUCGUCUCGGCUUCUGGGGUGAUUGGAUACUCUUACAAGGAUAUCCAGAAAGCAACACAGAAUUUCACGACGACAGUGGGGCAGGGUUCAUUCGGGGUGGUGUAUAAGGCGGUCCUGAAUUCUGGAGACACUUAUGCUGUGAAAGUCCUUGCCUCGGAUUCCAGGCAGGGGGAGAAGGAGUUCCAGACAGAGGUUUGUCUUCUUGGGAGGCUGCAUCACCGGAAUCUAGUGAAUCUGAUUGGAUACUGUGUAGAUAGGGGGCAACGAAUGCUGAUCUAUGAGUUCAUGAGCAAUGGCAGCCUGGCAAACCUUUUAUACAAUAAUGAUGCAAUCAUUCUGAGCUGGGAAGACAGGGUCCAAAUCGCUCUGGAUAUUUCACAUGGCAUUGAGUAUCUUCAUGAAGGGGCUGUUCCACCUGUUAUACAUCGCGAUUUGAAGUCUGCUAACAUAUUGUUGGACCUAUCAAUGAGAGCUAAGGUGGCUGAUUUCGGUCUGUCCAAGGAAGAUGCAUUUGACGAACAUAACUCCGGCCUCAAGGGAACUUAUGGCUACAUAGACCCAGUGUAUAUAGCAACAAACAGGUUCACUACGAAGAGCGACAUCUACAGUUUUGGUGUUAUCAUCUUUGAACUUAUUACUGGCAUCCAUCCCCAUCAGAACCUCAUGGAAUACAUCAAUCUUGCUGCAAUGAGUUCAGAUGGGGUCGAUGAAAUAAUCGACGAGAAACUUGCGGGUAAAUGCGAGAUUCAAGAGGUGAGGGAGCUAGCAAAAAUUGGUCACAGAUGCUUGCAUAAAUUCCAAAGAAAGCGGCCAACAAUAGGUGAAGUUUCACAGGGUAUAUUGAAGAUAAGACAGCGUCGCCAUGUCAGGCAAGAUACCAUGUCCACACAAGCAAGUUUCUCCAGAGUUCUAAGCAGGAUACAGAGUCAACAUAUAGAAUUGAGUAGAAUAGCCAGCAUGAAAGAGGGUGAUCCAUAGUCUUAACUUUUUCCUAGAUUUUUUUUCUUGUGGCUUUCCUUCUCUUCUCCCACUUCUUUUCUGGUUUUCCCAAAAUUUUGUGCUAUUUCAAGGUCUCACUUAUUUACUUCAUAACUGAGGCCAGACAGAGUAUAUACUAUACCCUCUACUCAUUUUUGCUAACUCAUUGAAAGUUUCAUCGUGUUCAAAUUUAAGAAUACAAAAUGUCUAUAUCAGUACUAUGACUUGAUUUCCUUUCUUUUACCCCUACAAUUUGUUGGUUGCUGGGAUAUUAUCACAUCCAAUAAACUGGGUUCAUAUGA